GCGCGUCCCGUGUAAUAGCAACCGCAUCACACACUUCCUCCGCACUUGCUCUAUCAGAAGAAAGCUUUGACAAGGUCUCGGCCAUGGCGAAGGCGGCGGCGAUGUUGGUCCUGGUGGUGCUUGUGGUGACAGCGGGCGGCGCCUCGGCGGCUCAGUGCGACGCGAGUAAUCUGGCGGUGUGCGCCGGCCCGAUCCUCACCGGGUCCACCCCGUCGGCGUCGUGCUGCUCCAGCCUGCGCGCGCAGCGGGGAUGCUUCUGCCAGUACGCGCGCAACCCGGCGUACGCCGUCUACAUUAAAAGCGCCAACGCCCGCAAGACCCUCAAGACCUGCGGCGUUGCCAUCCCGCGCUGCUAGGCGCCGCGCCGCCGCCCUCCGGCCUGUCGCCGCCGCUUGCUCUGUCGCACAGCUCUGUACGUGCGAAUCGUGUAUGGUCUAUGUCUAUGGUGUGGGUUGUGUACGUACGAAAUAAACUGUGUGCUUGGAUGGGUAAUUUGGGUCGACGGAUGAAGAUGGGUAUCGUGUAAUCUAUCUGUACCUUCAACACAUAUAUAUAUCCUCACUAAAUAUUGCUAUA
Molecule: messenger RNA, 576 nt
Organism: Lolium perenne
Lineage: Eukaryota; Viridiplantae; Streptophyta; Magnoliopsida; Poales; Poaceae
Product: non-specific lipid-transfer protein 2P
Biological process (GO): lipid transport
Source: RefSeq, a predicted model, not a curated record